This is a messenger RNA of Galendromus occidentalis (western predatory mite), 1375 nucleotides long. RefSeq names its product NADH dehydrogenase (ubiquinone) 49 kDa subunit (gene ND-49). NCBI's taxonomy places the organism in Eukaryota, Metazoa, Arthropoda, Arachnida, Mesostigmata, Phytoseiidae. The coding region runs from base 76 to 1296 and encodes 406 amino acids. Gene Ontology annotation, cellular component: respiratory chain complex I. The transcript is spliced from 6 exons. The record is from RefSeq and is a predicted model, not a curated record. Gene Ontology annotation, biological process: mitochondrial electron transport, NADH to ubiquinone. Gene Ontology annotation, molecular function: NAD binding; quinone binding; oxidoreductase activity, acting on NAD(P)H.
CGACACGGUGUUGGCCAGGAGGAACAACAACAGACCAAGAUCGGCCUUCGAGGCGAAUAUAAAGAAGGAGCCACAAUGUUUCGAUCCGCUUCUAAGCUCCUCCAGAACGGCAACCAGUGGUUCACGGUGUCCAGCGGGAACACAAGGGGAGCACGAUGGUGGGCCGACAGGGAGUUCGUGAAGAAUAUGAGCGGCAAGUUCUUGGUCCCUAUGCCAGAAUGUGAGAAGUUCAUGAAGUACAGUCCGUCCGAUACCCAUUGGGCGGAGAAAGUCGAGAGGACAGCCUCAAACACCUUCAUCAAUUUCGGUCCUCAGCAUCCCGCCGCUCAUGGAGUGUUGCGGCUGAUCCUGCAGCUCGAAGGAGAAACCGUCGUGCGUUGUGAUCCUCACAUUGGAUUGCUGCACCGAGGUACCGAGAAACUCAUCGAGUACAAGACCUACACUCAGGCUCUACCCUACAUGGAUCGAUUGGACUAUGUGUCCAUGAUGUGCAACGAGCAGUGCUACUCUCUGGCGGUCGAGAAACUCCUGAACAUCGAAGUUCCCAAACGCGGGAAAUACAUUCGAGUACUCUUCGCGGAAAUCACUCGCAUCCUUAAUCACAUCAUGGGCGUGACUACUCACUGUCUCGAUAUCGGCGGUAUGACUCCAUUCUUCUGGCUUUUCGAAGAGCGUGAAAAAUUGAUGGAGUUCUACGAGAGCAUCUGGAAGCAGAGAACUGUCGAUAUCGGCGUCAUCUCGGCGGAGGACGCAUUGAACUGGGGUUGUUCGGGCGUCAUCCUGAGGGGUUCCGGAAUCAAGUGGGACCUGCGCAAGACUCAACCCUACGACAACUAUGAGGACUUUGACUUCGACGUUCCCAUUGGCAAGAAGGGAGAUUGUUACGAUCGGUAUCUGUGCCGCGUCGAGGAAAUGCGACAGAGCUUGAGGAUCAUCGAGCAGUGCCUCAACAAAAUGCCCUCAGGAGAGGUUCGCACCGACGACAACAAAGUCUGUCCCCCAAGUCGAGAGGAAAUGAAGACCUCGAUGGAAGCGCUGAUCCAUCAUUUCAAGUUGUUCUCCGAGGGGUACCAAGUGCCCCCGGGAGCGACCUACACAGCUGUGGAAGCUCCGAAAGGCGAAUUCGGACUCUACAUGGUUUCGGACGGGAGCAGCAAACCUUAUCGGUGCAAGAUCAAGGCCCCGGGUUUCGCUCAUCUCAGCGCUUUGGACUUCAUUGGUCGGAAUCACAUGCUCGCAGACAUAGUCGCAAUCAUAGGCACGCUCGACAUCGUGUUCGGAGAAGUUGAUCGUUAAAGCCUGUUUUCUUUAGAUAGUUAUUAUAAGCUUCCGAUGAAUCGCGAAGCGAAGUGAAUAAAACUUUCCAAUGAUGAGU